GGUGAAGCAGUGGGCGACAGAUGUGGGCGGUGGAGAUUGCAACAGCCAUGAUGACAGCAAAGGCCGCCUCAAAGCACAGCCGUUCUGCACCUGAUGUCGUCUUGACUGAAGCGGAUCAUGGAAACAAAGGCGAAGGGGAAGGGGGGCAAGAAACGACGGUGGUUAUGGAUGCACGUUUAUUUUGGGAUGAAUGCACAUGCAAUGUGAUGGACAGCUGCAAUGUCUUGUUUUGUGGAGGUGCCUUUUUUUAGGGCUGAAGGCGUGUUCUUAUCACAUGGUGGAUUGAGACGGCUUGGCUUAUAAGCAAAUCCGUAUCAAGACGCUGUUCAUCAUGUGAUAAGAACACGCCUUCCUAGUUAGGAUUGGAGGCGUGUCCAUAUGGCGCGAUGGACAUUAUGAAAAGGCUUAAUUUUGGACUGAAAGGGGCCUUCAUAUCACGUGAUGUAUAUGUUUCAUUUUAUGGAGACGGCUUCUUUUUGGACUGAAAGGGGCCUUCAUAUCACGUGAUAUAUAUGUUUCAUUUUAUGGAGACGGCUUCUUUUUGGACUGAAAGGGCCCUUCAUAUCACGUGAUAUAUAUGUUUCAUUUUAUGGAGACGGCUUCUUUUUGGACUGAAAGGGCCCUUCAUAUCACGUGAUGGACAUGGGCUCGUUUUAUGGAGACCACCUUCAUUUUGGACAGAAGGGGUAUUCAAAGCGUAAGGGACGUUCAUUCUGAGCUACCUUCAUUAUGUAAUGAAGUGGUCCUC
This is a messenger RNA of Volvox carteri f. nagariensis, 748 nucleotides long. RefSeq lists its product as uncharacterized. The transcript has 2 exons. Bases 21 to 251 code for a protein of 76 amino acids. Lineage: Eukaryota; Viridiplantae; Chlorophyta; Chlorophyceae; Chlamydomonadales; Volvocaceae. The record is from RefSeq and is a predicted model, not a curated record.